CGUAGAGAAAAUGCAUGUUAAGCAGCUCCCACCCCAGGCACAGGUUAGCAAAGUAGCAGAAUGGAAGGACAGGAUCAUCUCAAGGAUUUCAUUGUUGGAUCUCUUCCCACACUGAUCUACAUUCCUAACUUCAUCACAGAUUCUGAUCAGGACCACCUCCUCCAUCAUAUUUACCAAGCACCCAUAUCCAAGUGGAAAUCUUUGAAAAACAGGAGAUUACAGAACUGGGGAGGAGUGGUGCAUGAAAAGGGUCUUCUACCUCAGGACUUGCCAGCUUGGUUGACGAAGAUUACACAAAAGAUAUGUGAAAAGACGGGGCUUUUUCCGUCACCGAUCAAUCACGUGCUUAUCAAUGAAUACCUGCCUGAUCAAGGCAUCAUGAUAUUCUUCAAUCGACUUUCUGAGAAUCUCCUCAGCAAGCCACACCAGGAUGGGCCUGCUUAUUUCCCUGUUGUAGCAAUCCUGUCUCUUGGAUCACCUGUUGUGAUGAAUUUCACGCCUCAUCCGAGAUUGAGAGGUAGAAAUGGAGAAAGAGGUGUUUCAGAAGAAUCAAAUUCUGAUGAAAGGGCAGUAGAGAUUGGGAUCAAUGAGCAGUCGAAGGACAUGUGCAGCCCAAUAGACGACCACCAUCGUCUAUCCAUCAUGUUGAUGCCUCACAGUUUAUUGAUAUUCAAAGACGCGGCGUACUCAGACUACUUGCAUGGGAUAGAGGACACCAACAUUCAUAGUCUAGAUGAGGUUGUGAAUGUUGCUGAAGCUCUGAAAUAUCAGGAGCAAAUUUCUUCCAUGAGCUCAGAGCAAGCAGCAAGAACCAACAUUGCCGAACAGCAUUCGGCCAUUCAUAGAACCACCACCCGAGUAUCAUUAACAUGUCGAUUAGUGUUAAAAGUCCACAAAAAUCUCUUCAAGUUUUAAAAAUCAACGGUGCUAAGUUGAUGCUGAUGUAACCUUUCAGGAUAGAGAAAAAGAAAAAAGAAAGAAAAAAAGACAGUAGUAAUGUAUUUUUGAGGA
Molecule: messenger RNA, 1011 nt
Organism: Magnolia sinica
Lineage: Eukaryota; Viridiplantae; Streptophyta; Magnoliopsida; Magnoliales; Magnoliaceae
Exons: 8
Coding region: 61-915 (284 amino acids)
Source: RefSeq, a predicted model, not a curated record